This is a messenger RNA of Saxophila tyrrhenica, 1764 nucleotides long. RefSeq lists its product as uncharacterized. Gene Ontology annotation, molecular function: N-acetylglucosamine-6-sulfatase activity; glycosaminoglycan binding. The coding region runs from base 1 to 1764 and encodes 587 amino acids. Lineage: Eukaryota; Fungi; Ascomycota; Dothideomycetes; Mycosphaerellales; Extremaceae. The record is from RefSeq and is a predicted model, not a curated record. The transcript has 2 exons.
AUGGCAAGUCUUCGCACAUUUCCAGUUGUACAAGUCGUCAAUACUAACGAUCGAGCAGUCGGCGGCCCAGGCGGCGGCUACCGCAAAUUCCUCAACUCAGGGCAAAUGUCCUCUUACCUCCCCCUCUGGCUCUCCUCCGCCGGGUACCGAACAGCUUACCUGGGCAAAUUCAUGAACGGACUAAACUCCCGCGUCAGCUCCCCAACGGGUUGGGAAUGGUCGGAUUUCUUAGUCUCGCCCUUUAUCUACUCCUUCAACCGCGUGGUGAUGCGUCGAGACGGCGGGAAAUCAAUCGAGUACCGCGGAUGGCAUCAGACGGACGUGCUGCGGUUGAAGGCGUUGGAGGUGAUUGAGGAAUGGGGAGGAUCGGAUAAGCGGCCGUUUUAUCUCGAGAUUGCGCCGGCGAGUCCGCAUGUGAGGCCUGGUGGGUGGCCGACGGUGCCGUUGGAGCGACAUAUGGGGUAUUUUCCGGGCGUGGGGGCGCCGAGGAUGCCGAAUUGGAAUCCGGUGGAUGAGUUGCAUCAAGGGAAGCCAGGGUGGGUUGGGAAGCUGGAGAGGAUGAAUGAGAGUGUGGUUGAGAUGGUGGAUGCGAGCAUGCGGGCGCGGUUGCAGGGUUUGCAGGGGGUGGAUGAGAUUGUGGAUGAUGUGGUGGAGUUGCUUGAGAAGAAGGGUAUCUUGGACAAUACCUACAUAAUCUAUACCACAGACAACGGCUUCCACCUCGGGCAACACAGGGUGACCGGCGGCAAAGGCCUGCCUUACAUUUCCGACGUCAACAUCCCCUUCGCCAUCCGCGGACCAGGCAUCCCUAGCAACCGCGUCACCAGCAUCCCACAGACCCACGUCGACAUCGCGCCCACCCUGCUCGACAUCGCCGGACUCCCGCAAGACAAAUGGCCAGAGUUCUUCGACGGCCGAAGUCUGCUACCAGAAUGGCAAGCCGCAAGCGAUGAGGAAGCGCUUUCCAGCGGCGCGGCAGUCCAUCGCGAGGUCAUGAACGUGGAGUACUGGGGAUCGUCAAAUGCUCCUGCAGGACCGUACUCCCAGAGGCACCAGGAGAACUCGUACAAGUCGCUGCGUAUGAUAGCGCAGGGCGGCAAGCAGGGCUGGCUGUUCAAUAGGUGGUGCACGUCGAACUUCACGGAGCUGUAUGAUACGGUUGCUGACCCGUAUGAGUUGCAUAACCUUGCUAUCGACCCGGAUGAGGAGACGAAGAAGCUGAUGGGAAGGCUGAGUGGGCUAUUGCUUGUAACCAAGUCUUGCGGAACGGAUACUUGUCGAAGGCCAUGGGACGUCCUGGCGGAAGCGUACAGGAAUAGUACUGCUCAUGACCCAAAGCCAGCCCUGCAGAUCUCGUUCGGCUCGAAACUGUUUGCGAGCCUGGAUCAAGCAAUGCAUCCCACCUACGACGACUUCUUCGCCCAGCUUCCCAUGCCCGGCUUCCAAUUCUGCCUGCCACUCCAGCUCGCGUCGAACGAAGGACCAUACUUCCCGCCGGAGUCGGAGGAUCUUGGGCGUAAAUACCGCCAGAAGUCGAUGGUGGAGGAAGACGCGGAGGACCGCUACUACACCACCAACGGCACUUUGACAGUGCAAAGUGAUGCCGAUGAGUACUUCGGAGACAGCAGCCAGCGACAUGCAUCUGUGGCGAGUUUAUACGCCAGCGCGCGGCAGCUGUCGGAAGAGGAGAUGGGUUGGGAGGUUGAGAUCGAAGGCUGUGACGAGCCUGAUAGCGAGUGCUGGGAACUCUAUGAGGACGACUGA